GUUGCUUGUCGAUGUGUUGUUGGGUUGAUGAAGCGUCGUCUACUUAUUAUUACCCACAUUUACUAUUUUUAACAAAAAGAAUUUUAAUGCAGAUUCAGUUUAUUAUGACCGUUGCAAGCGUGCAGAACUUGAAAUCUUUUGGAUAACGAGAAAAAUUGUGAAAAAAUAAAUAUUGUAGUAAAUAAUAUAGCACAAAAAACAAAAAAAAAUUUAAUUGAAAAGGCGGGCAGUGUUUAGAAUGCUAACGACUUAGUUUGACCGAAUUUUUGUGUGAAAAAUAUUAAAUUAAUUUUUUUUAUUUACCGUUUUUGUGUGUCAAUUUAAAAUUUAAAGUGUUCAAGUAAUUGUGCACAAAAAUGGGAAAUGCUGGCUACUCUUGUAUACGCAGAACUUUUUGCUGGCUCAACAUAAUACUAUGGAUCUGCAGUUGUGCAUUUUUGGGUGCUGGCGUUUGGUUACGACUAUCGUAUGAAGGUUAUGCGACUUUACUACCAGACCAUGCAGCAUUAAGCGCGGAUACAAUUUUCAUGGGCAUCGGCAUCGUAGGUUUCGUUGUUUCCUUCUUUGGCUGUUGUGGUGCGUGGGCACAGUCCAGAUGCUUAUUAGUUUUGUAUUUUAUGAUGAUUGUUGUACUAUUUUUGAGCGAAUUUCUGGUGGGUUCAAUAGCAUUUCUUUUCCGCGGUGGCCUUGGCCGUACAUUAGCUAAUGAGCUUAGAUUUGGCAUUGAAAGACAUUAUAAUGCAACAGAUCGUGGUUCAUUAGUUGCACCAUCUGUAGCUUCAAUAUGGGAUAACGUUCAACAUGCAUUUGAGUGCUGUGGUGUUUCAUCAUACGAAGAUUGGUAUGAUAUACAAUCAUGGAGUGGUAAACGUUGGGUGCCUGAAUCUUGUUGCAAGCCAGUUUAUGAAAAUCGUGGUAUUUUUACUGAAGGUUCUGGUGAUAGCAUAUUUAAAGUAGACUGUGGACGUUCUGAAAAUCCAUCACUUUGGUGGGACAGAGGUUGUGCUCAUUCUUUACAAGCUUGGUUUAAUGGACAACUUAAUGUUAUUGGAGCUAUUGGUCUUGGUAUAGCAUUUGUGCAGCUUUUUGGCUUAAUCACAUCAAUGUUGCUAUUUUGUACCGUCAAGCAUAAACGAGAAUCGGAUACUUAUAAAUCUUAUUCACCUUCAAUCGAUCCACAGACACGAACGAGUAGUUGGGAAGAUUGAAGUAGACUUUAAGUGCAAUUAUGGUAUAUUUUUAGUUUAUAAAUAAUUGCACAUCAAAAAAAAAAAAACUUGGAAAAUGACCA
Molecule: messenger RNA, 1291 nt
Organism: Teleopsis dalmanni
Lineage: Eukaryota; Metazoa; Arthropoda; Insecta; Diptera; Diopsidae
Product: tetraspanin-9
Exons: 6
Coding region: 357-1208 (283 amino acids)
Cellular component (GO): membrane
Source: RefSeq, a predicted model, not a curated record